Molecule: messenger RNA, 4214 nt
Organism: Cinara cedri
Lineage: Eukaryota; Metazoa; Arthropoda; Insecta; Hemiptera; Aphididae
Source: the annotation of a GenBank genome assembly
GGCAGUUUGACCGUUGAUAAGUUGACAGUUUCAAGUUCGACAGUUUGACAUGACAAUUGAAUUUGUUUGCCGAUUUCAAUUAAUUACAUUUUAUUUCUAUCAAAUUCUUCAAUUUUUUCUUUUGUUCUUUAUAAUUCUUAAUCUCUUCAAAUAAAAUUAUAGAUCAGUACAAGUGUAAAUAGUUUGAUAUUGUUUCAUUUUUAAUAUUUGUAUCCUAUUAAAAAUAAUUUAAUAAUAUUACAGCACGAGCCCCUUUUAUUUAUCUUACCUAAUAAUAAUACCUAAAAAUAUUUUAUUUUAUGCCUAUGUUAUUAUUUAAUUAGGUACCUAUAAUUAAAAUCAAUAAAAUUUGAUGUUUUCUUGGACUACAAUUUCUACUGAAUAACUCAUUGUUAAUAUGUUUUUAUAAUAAUUUUUAUUUGUUUUGAUAAUAAUACAUAUAUUUACCCUGACAGGUAUUAACGUUAAAGCUUUAUAAUUGAAUGGAAUCCAAAAUUGACAUUCAUGAUUGUGAUUAUAAAAAAUUAUUACCAUAUAAAAAAGAAGAAAAGUCAAGAAAACUCUUAUGGGUUGAUAUAAGUCACUUUUCUGAAUUAUGGCAAUUUUUAAUUUGUACAUGUGUUGUAUUUAUAUUCUUCAUACCUUAUGGAUACCUUCAGGUAAAUUGUACUUUAUUAUUUUAUGUAUAAUAUUCUAAAUAUGUUCACUUUUUAGGAAUCAAUAUUUGCUAUUAAAGGCUUUAAGCCAUUUGGUUGGUAUUUGACACUAGUACAAUUUUUAAAUUAUUCUAUUUUUGGAUUAAUCGAAAAUCAAUUCAGCCAAACAAAACGAAGGUAGUUCAUAUUAAGAAUUCUAAAUAAUAUUUUAAGACUUUAAAAAUUUACUAAAAACUCUCAUUAAACUUUGACUCUUCAAAUUGUACCUAUAUAACUAUAUUUAUAGCUAAUCAAGUUUUUUGGUUUUGUUAAACUACUUCCAAUAUUGCUAUUUGUCCUGUGUUCAUAUUUGUUGACCCUGAUUGUAAACUUUAUUUUAGAUUUUAAACGUUUUAAACUUUUUAAUCCUUUAGAAGUUGAAUUUUGAAACAAAUGUUUAGUGGUCUCCUACGUUAUAUAUAAUGAGCCUCUAAGUGAAUUUUAAAAAUUUUUUGAAUGCGCAUUAAUAAAUGUCAGUCCAUCAUUUCUUUUGCAUUGUUCAGGGCAUUUUUUUUAUCAUAAACCAGCAAUUUUCUCAAAAGAUUUUAAGUGAAUUUGAUUUCUGUUUUUUUUUUUUUUUAAUCAUGGAAUGGUCUUUAAAAACCAUUUUUAAUUUAUUACCCCUAUUCCAUAUACCUUAAAUAAGUUUAGGCUUUUGUUUUUUAAAUAGUUACCCCCAUUCUGAACACAAAUUUGAAUAAAGAAUAUUUGUCUAGACUUUUUGAUAUGCCUACCACUAAUAUCAGAUUUACCAUUUAAAGUUUAGAAUGCAGGAGUAGGGUAGAGUGCAUUCAUACAAUUUAUUACCCUUACCUACUCUUAUUUUUAAUUUUUAAAUAGCAACAUAUUUAAAAAUUUCAUAAAUAUGUAAAGCUUUAGUUGAAAUUUUGGUGUUAAAAUAUUUAACAACUGUCAUCCAUUGUAGCAAUAUUUUACUUUUAAGUUAAGUUUACUUUAAGUAGUUUGGCAAUGUUAACCAAAAUAAUAACAAAACUAAAGCUUUUUGAUAUUUAUCGACACUGUUUGGGCACAACUUUGUUCUUAAAAAUUCUAAAAAAUUUUUGGAAACAACACAAUUGUUUUAAAAAUAUUUUGAUGUUGUUAAAAAACACAAUUUUUGUUUUGUGGAAUCUGUAUCUUCUGUAUGCUCCAAUACUCUCCCCCAGUCCAUAUUUAAAAGUAAAAUAUAUUGACAAUGGAUUGUUAAAAAUUAAAAAUUUCAAAACCAAAUUGCAUUCAACUAAAUCUUUAUCUGGAUAUUUUUAAUAUAGGUUGACAUUUGUUAAUCAAAAAGUAGUUGCUUCACCACCAGAAUUAAAGGUGACAAAAAAUAAUGGUAAAGUAACAUUUCAAAGCUCAUUGUAUCUUAAAUUUUUGAAAAAGUUAACACUUUAAUGAGUAUCUUACACUAUGUUGAUCACCUUGUAGAUUUAGAAUAUUAUCUUAUAGCUUUUAUAAUAUAGCUAAUACAUAUUUUCUUUUAGGAUACCUUGGAUCUUAUACCUUUUAUUAGGAUUAAUAUUAUUAGGCUCAAUGGGUUUUUCUAAUGCUUCACUUGGUUAUUUAAACUAUCCUACACAAGUCAUAUUUAAAUGCUGCAAACUUAUUCCUGUUAUGAUUGGUGGAAUAUUGAUUCAGAAAAAACUGUAUACAAUUAUUGAUGGCAUAGCAGCUUCAUGUAUGUGUGCUGGACUAAUAUUAUUCACUUUAGCUGACAAUAAAGUUUCUCCAGAUUUUAAUUUCUUAGGUGAAUAAUAAUUGUACUAGGGAUUUACUUUACACUAAUUCAAUAUUCUAAUAUAAUAUUUGUUUUAUAUUGUUAUUGUAUCAUAGGUGUAUUUUUGAUAAGUUGUGCAUUAUUUUGUGAUGCACUCAUUGGUAACUUACAAGAAAAAAUGAUGAAAAAGCAUAGUGCAUCCAAUGCAGAAAUUGUUUUAUACUCUUACUUUAUAGGAUUUGUAUAUUUAUUAUUAGCGUUGUUAAUGACUGGUGAACUCAGAGAAGGAACAGAAUUCUGCAUUCAGGUUAAAUUUAAAUAAAUUAUUAAAAUUAUUAUUUUUAAAAGUUUUCUAUUAUUUAGUAGAAUCCAGUAACUUAUGUAUACAUAUUUUGGUUUUCUGUAUCUGGUUUUUUUGGUGUCCAAGCUGUACUUGCUUUGAUUAGAACAUGUGGUGCUUUAGUUGCUGUGACUGUGACUACAUGUCGAAAAGCCAUUACUAUAGUUAUAUCAUUUUUAUUAUUUUCAAAACCAUUUACAUUACAGUAAGAAAAUAUAAAAUAUAUUAUUAAAUGCAUGUUGUGUAAUUAUUCAGUACUAAUUUUUUUUUAUUAUUAUUAUUGUUUUUAGAUAUGUUUGGGCUGGACUACUUAUAGUACUUGGAAUUUAUUUAAAUGUUUUGGGAAAAACAAAUAAUUUUGAUUUAAAAAUAUUUUUGGAAAAUUCGAGUAACAUUUUUAGAACAAUUAGAAAACGAAGAAGAUCUCCAAUGAUAGUCUAAUUAUAAGAACAAUUACUUGUUUGUCAAUUUUUUUUUUAAAUAGAGACUUUGUUCUGUAUUGUUUCUUGUAUAUAUAUAUUAGUUGAUCCAAUUAAAUAGCUACACUUGAUAUUUUAAAAAUAAUUAAAUUUGAAAAGAUAGAGGGCGAGUAUUGAGUAGUUUUUAAAUUUCUGUGCUCUGUGCGGCCACACAAAUAAUGCUCCAUUAUCUACCCAAACUUAAUGUGGUAUAUCUCAACAACGGGUUGACGGAAAUUAAAAAAUUCAAAACCUAUAUUUAUAUAAUUCAUACUUCAUUUAUUUAUAGAAUUUUUAUUAUAGAUUGGCAUUUUAAAAAAAAAAUUAAGAUACUCAUUUCACCACCAAAAAUACAGAUUAAAAAUAUUAUUAUUAACACAACACUAGAGUUCUUGUUUUCAAAAUAAUUAUUUAGAGAAAAUUCAAUACUUUUCGAAAAAUAUUGAGUGUAGUGACUUAAAUGGAUCAUUAUAAAGAUAUCUAUUUCCUUAUACUAUAUGAUUAUAUGACACUUAUAGCAGCUCUCUCUGUACCAAAUGAACUCAAACUGAACAGAUUCUAUAGUCAGAUAGGCGUGAUAAAAAUUGGGUUUAAUUUUAAUUGCAGGAGGAUAGGGUUUUUUUUACCUUAAAUUACUUCUACAGACCUUCCCCCCUCCAAAUUGAAGCCAAGGGGAUUAAAUUUUGUAUAUGCAUGGUGUUAAUAUCAAGGAUAUGUCUUGAAGGUUUUAACAUUCUACCCUCUACCAUUUGUAUGCUUAAAUUUUAUAAUUUUUCCAAAAGUAAUAUAGUACCUAUUGUAUUAUUAUAGAAUUCAGUUAUUUGUUUAUGUAUGUAUGGCAUUUUUUUCAAAGGAAUAUUGUCCAGCUGGUACUUUAGGGAGGUCAUUUUUUGAUUUUCAAAGUGGUUUUCAUAAUAUCUGGGAGCCAGGAUAAACUUGAGUAAACAGAAAAUUUAUUCAAAUAAUGCUUUUAUUAUUAUUUCAAUUUUGUUAUUUAUUGUAAG